Drosophila biarmipes is the source of this 21617-nucleotide messenger RNA. It is a transcript of the gene futsch, whose product is annotated as microtubule-associated protein futsch. Bases 1652 to 18253 code for a protein of 5533 amino acids. Gene Ontology annotation, cellular component: cytosol; synapse; microtubule associated complex. The transcript is spliced from 10 exons. Gene Ontology annotation, molecular function: microtubule binding; actin binding. Gene Ontology annotation, biological process: regulation of microtubule depolymerization; microtubule cytoskeleton organization; dendrite development. NCBI's taxonomy places the organism in Eukaryota, Metazoa, Arthropoda, Insecta, Diptera, Drosophilidae. The record is from RefSeq and is a predicted model, not a curated record.
CAGAAGCAGAAGCACAAGCAGAAGCAGAAGCACAAGCAGAAGCAGAAGCAGAGUCAAGACAAGACCCCAGUCCAGAGUGAACAGCAGUUCGAUAGGAGAGUUGCGAGGAAGCCAAGUUGCGAUUAAAUCGAAGCGGAAAAGCCACGAAAAUUGAAUGCCCACUGGAUAGCUGCGAAUUGCGAGCUCCACACUCCAAGUGCUAAAUGCUAAAUGCCAGCGCCCGAACCUGCGGCAAUCAAUCAAUUAGGCCCAAGGGGGUGGUGCGCCCAGCAGCAACAAUACGGCCGGAGAGAGCAGCCGGAAAGCAAUCGACAGCAGCGGCAGUGCGAGAAAGAGCGAGAGCGCUGGCAGUGACAGCAGCUAAAAAUCAAUAUCCGUCUAAAGUUUAUUUCGGUUUCGGUGCGGACGACUCGGAAACCUCAAGUUUCCCCGAUCGAAGUUCCCCCAGAAACGAAUAGGCCAACAUCCUACGUAGCUUAACUCGAUACAAACCCCAAAUCCAAGCUUAUUGUCAAUCGCGUCCGCUUAGUGCUACAAGUGUAACAUUUAAACGUUUUUUGCGAGUGUAAUCGUGUGUCCAUUUUAUGCUUAACUUGAACAUAGAGUUAGAGAAGUAGCCACAGCUAAGAACAACUUGCUCCAUCCACGCCACGUGUGCUUUGAUAACGUUAAAACGGCUCCGGUCCAAGUAAUAGUGACAAACAACCAGUGCAAUCAGCCAAGUCAGUCCAAGCCCAACCAGAGAGAUCCGACGAUUGACGAAAGGGUCGACCAGCAAACGCGGAGAAAGUAAAAUAGAGAAAGCAAAACCCAAUGAGAAUCGAGAGUAAAACUAAAGAACACUUGAGAACAAAACAAAAAUCGAAUUUUCAUAUUUGAAUCGCAAAACCAAAAUUAUCGAUAAACAACCAAUUAAAGAAAAACCAAAGAGACAAAAAGUAUAAGUAAAACAAAUUGCUACCAAUAAACGCUAGUCCAAAUCUUCACUACAAAUAUAUAUAUAUGUAUACUAUAUAUAUUUAAUUAAUAAUACUUCAAGAAGAACACGCCAAUUGCCGCAAAACUUACUCCAAGCCGAAAAACCAAAACCAACAAUUUCCAUUAAGCAAACGCAAAAUACCAAACACAGCUUCGAAGUGUGCACAACAAAACCAAAAAAGUUUAAAACAAAAAUCAAAGAGAGACAACCAAAAACCAAUAUUAUUAAGUAAAAACGAAAGACAAUUAACCAAAGUCGAGGUAAAGAAAAAGAGCUACCAAAGAAAACUGCGCCAAAGUCACGGACAGCAAACAAAAAGUACAACAAACAAACAAGACCUGCAAAAGAUACAAGUAACACCAACAACAACAACAGCAACAGAAGCGGCUCAGCACUUGUGAAGUGAAGCGUCACCACUGGCCACGCCCACUCCCCGCGGCCCAGCCGACCGCCCCCCGCUUUCGCAAUCUCCCAGAUUGGCAGCGCAUCGUUUCCAAGAAAUCUUGCGUGUGCCGAGAAAAGUUGCAAAAUUCAAACUCUAGAAAUCAGUGUCGGUGAAAGAGACUCCCCUGCCGAGAGUAGCCCCUCUUUUUUUUCGAGUGUAUACGAAUCAGUUUCCUUUUUUUUCCUGUGCAAACCGAACGAAAGGCGACAGCAGCGGCAGCCACUGUGAUGGGAGAUCAGCCAAAGGCAACGACUACCGCAACCGGAGAAGCCGAGGGCGACGCCGUGAUGGCCGCCAACCGCCAGGAGUCGCUGCCCAACGGAGCAGCAGCGGCUGGAGAGGGAGUUGGAGUUGGAGUGGGAGUGGGAGCAGCAGCUGGGGCAGGAGAUGGAGCAGGUGCAGGAGCAGGAGCAGGAGCAGGGGACGGUGGUCCAGCACCACCGCCGCUGAUGACGGAUCCAGAGGACCACUCCGUUGGCCAGGGCAUCGUGGGUCCGCCUAGCCCGCUCACCGGCUGCUACCUGCUCAUCGUCCUGGGCGAGCCGCACUCCGAGGAGCACAAGGACAACAUCUUGCAGCAUCUGCUCAAGGGUUUCCUCUCCUGGGACGUUUCCGAUUGUCACGUCGACUUGGAAGAGGAGCUCAAUACAAUUACACAGCAUGCGCCCGAGGGCGAGGAGGCUCGUCACGGCGAACGACUCAUCCAGUAUGCCAGCGAGAAUCUGGUGACGGAGGUGCUCAUCCACCCGCAGUACAACACGCUGAUCCAGUGCAUGCGAAACCUGCUCAGCAGCUUUACCCGCCACCGGCACAUCAUCCACGCCGGCUACACCUUCAGCGGAAAUGGUUCCUGGAUACUGCAGGACGGAACCUUCUCUGUGGCGGACUUCUCGGAGGCCUUCCAGGAGCACGACGUACAAAGGGUGAUCCGGGCGUAUGCGGACACCAUCACCAUGAACAUUCACUGCGCGGACGCGGGUCUGUGGCACACCCUGCCCGAGAAGUCCUUUGCGCGCCAGUGCCGGAUCCGGAUCAAUCCCGUGGACGUCCUAGACACGAGCAGCGAGUGUAUCAACGGAUUUAUAGAUUACCUGGCGCCUAUGGUGAUGCCGACUUCGCUGAGGGAGCUGCUCGAGACCUCUGACGUGGUAGGAAAUAUCCGCUUCACCCAUCCCACGCUAUACGUCUUCCCCGGCGGCCAGGGUGAUGCUGCCCUCUUCGGGAUCAACGGCUUCAACAUGCUUGUUGAUGGCGGCUUCAACCGGAAGGCGUGCUUCUGGGACUUUGCCCGGCACCUGGACCGACUGGACGCGGUGCUGAUGACGCGCCUGAACAACAGCAACGUCCAGGGAUUGGGGGCGGUGGUUUCGCGCAAGCGGGACUCCCACGUCUACCCCCAGAUCGGGCACUUCUUCGGAAACGUACCUGACCGCAAGGGCCUGCUCAGCCCCGACGGCGACAAGGAUCGCGACCCACUCUUAAUCGAUCUCUUCGAGCGCGGGCACGGCAUCGUCAGCGACCUCAAGGCACUGGAUCUCAAGCCACAGGGCUGCUACCGCAACCAGGAGCCGGUCAACCUCUACCACAAGGUGGGCCACGGAACUCUGGACAUGUAUGUGAUAAGUCCAGCGCGAGACUCCAAGGAAGUAAAGGAGUUCCUCCAGAAGUGGCACGCCGGCGACCAGCGGCUCUUUGCUGCCCGGGAGUCGCGCGACUUUAACUUCCCGCUGCAGAACCUGGUCUCCAUAUGCGCCCUUCUCGUUUGGCAGCCGGCCAAUCCGGACGACACUAUCACCCGCAUACUCUUCCCGGGCAGCACUCCCGACUUCAAGAUCCAGGAGGGGCUCGAGAAGCUAAAGCACCUGGAGUUCAUGAAGCACUCGACCUGUACAGCCAAAUCGAUUGCCCCAGCCAUCCAGACUGUGGCCGGAACGCGCAAGAGCCUGAAGUCGGCCAUCGAGGCCACUCCGGCUCCACCCAGCGCCACCUACAAGUCCAGCAAGUUCGGUCCCGUGGCCAGUGCUGCCAUAGCAGUCCAGCAUCCGCACCCUCAGCAGCAGGACAACAAGGCAAAGGAAGCGGCGGCUGCGUCGGCAGCUGCGUCUGCCGCAUCUAUUGCCCGCACCAAGGCGGAUUCCAUAGACACGGAUGCAGAGCCGGAACAGGAGGCAGAACCCGAGCCCGCUGACACUGGGGAUGAGGCAGCUCCCGCCGAGCAGGAGGCCGAGGCGGAGACGGAACCCGAUCAUGAACAGGAAACCGAGCCAGUCGAGCAGGACAACAAAGAUGCGGGCGAGGAGAAGAAGGUGGAGGUGCUAAUCAUGAAGCCUCAGCAGGCGGCAGCACCUGCAGCAACCAUCACCUCCGGUAAAGAUGGAGUAGAUGCAGCUCCCACCGAUGCUACGCCCACCGGCAAACCAGGCAAGGCGUCUGGCAAGGGCAAGGCGGAAAAGCCGCGGGCAGAGGUUAAGCCCGUGGUUCGGUCCCGCAUCGACACCAAGCCGCCCAAGUCCAUGGACCGCAAGCUGGCCAAGCGGGAUGAGAAGAAGAGCUCACCCACAGCCACGCCCGCUGCCCGUGCUGCACCCGCGGCCCGCGACGCCAAGCCGAAGGUGAUGAGCCGCCCAGCCACCAAGUCCAGUCCCAGCAGCACUCCAGCCAAGAGCGCCAAGGAGGCUAACAAUCGCAAGGUGCUGGAGUCCAAGCAGCAGGCGGCUCGCGUUCAGGCCACCAGCACAGCCUCCUCCAGGCGGAUCACUAGCGCCACCAGCGAACGGCGAGUCCAACAGCAGGCGGAAACGAAAACGGCGGCGACUGGGGCCUCUCAGGCAGCCCAGAGGAAGCCGAUCUCGCGGAGACCUCGUGGCGUUUCGCCCUCGAAGCGAGCACCAGCACCUGGUAGCCCGGUGAAGCAGGCCAAGCCAAAGGCGGCGGACCUCAAGAAGGCGCGCCUGGACAAGGGCGGUACCACUGAUUCCAGCUUGGUGUCCACUCCCUCCGUCGAUGAGACCACGGCCGCGAAGAAACUCCAGGACCUUACCGCCUCUCAGGAACUCGAUGCGGAAAAGCAGCGCGAACUCGACGACCUGAAGGAAGAACAAGAGGUGGUGCGCGAGAUCGAGGCGGUGUUCAGCCGGGACGAAAUGAAGCGCCAUCAACAUCAACAGAUCAAGGCCGAGCUGCGCGAAAUGCCCGCCGAGGGAACCGGCGAUGGUGAGGAUGAACCCGAGGAGGAGGAGGAGUAUCUGAUCAUCGAAAAGGAGGAGGUGGAACAGUACACCGAAGAUUCGAUCGUUGAGCAGGAAAGCAGCAUGACCAAGGAGGAGGAGAUCCAGAAGCAUCAGCGCGAUUCGCAGGAGUCGGAAAAGAAGCGCAAAAAGAGUGCCGAGGAGGAAAUCGAGGCGGCCAUCGCCAAGGUGGAAGCCGCAGAGCGCAAGGCGCGGCUGGAGGGCGCCUCCGCAUCCGGACGACAGGAACCGGAAGUGUCGGAACAGGAAGAGGAUCUGGAGCAGCGCGAAAUCAAGGCCGAAGUGCAGGAUAUCAUUACCGCUGCCAAGGACAUUGUCAAGUCGCGCACCGAGGAGCAAUUGGCCAAGCCCGGCCAGGAGGAGGAGUUUUCCUCGCCAACACCGGAGGAGAAGCUGAGCAAGAAAACGUCGGAUACCAAGGACGACCCGGUCGGAGCUCCAGUCGACGUACUGCCCGUCAAUCUUCAGGAAAGCCUGCCCGAAGAGAAGUUCUCGGCCACCAUUGAGUCGGGGGCCACCACUGCGCCCACCCUUCCCGAGGACGAGCGCAUCCCGCUGGACCAGAUCAAGGAGGACCUGGUGAUCGAAGAGAAGUAUGUCAAGGAGGAAACCAAGGAAGUAGAGGCUAUUGUAGUGGCCACAGUUCAGGCUCUUCCCGAAGUGGCUCCAUCCGCAAUUGAGGCCGUGCUGGCCGCAACUACCAAGGAUAUCCCCAGGGAUGCCAAGAGGGAGAUUUUGGGCGAGCUACCCGACUCUGGGGAACGAGUGCUGCCCAUGAAGAUGACCUUCGAAGCGCAGCAGAACCUUUUGCGAGAUGUCAUCAAAACGCCCGACGAAGUGGCGGAUCUGCCUGUUCAUGAGGAAGCCGAUCUUGGGUUGUACGAAAAGGACAGCCAAGAUGCCGGCGCUAAGAGCAUUUCGCAUAAAGAGGAGUCCGCCAAGGAAGAAAAGGAAACCGACGACGAAAAAGAGACCAAGGAAGCAGAGCUCGAGCAGGAGCAGGCUGAGCCCAAAGCGGAGGAACCUAAAGUGGAAGUCAAGGAGGUGGUUGUGGAGAAGCUGGCAGCUGCAAUGGAAAAGAAGACAGAGAUGGUGGCUGUGACCCUGGAGACCGAACCGAUUGUGGAGGCAAUUGUGGCGACCGUCCAAGAAAGUCAAGAUCAUCCAAAGGAGCAAGAAAAGGACACAGAACCAAAGUCCGAGAAAAAGGAAGAGUCAGGAAUCAUAACCGAGAAGGAGGCCAAAAAGUCGGCCAGCACUCCCGAAGAGAAGGAAACCAGCGACAUUACCUCCGAGGAUGAGCUCCCGGCGCAGUUGGUGCAGUCGGCCACCGUGCCCCCGAAAGAGGCUAAGGAUCGCGAAGACACCGUCUCUAUGGAGAGUCCCGCCACCAUUGAGGAGGCCAUAGAGGUUGAGGUGCAGGCCAAACAGGAAGCCGAAAAACCAGAGCCAGUUCCGUCAGAAACUGCCAAAGCGGAGACCUCACCUGCUGCCUCAAAGGAGGCCUCCCGCCCCGAAUCGGCCGGAGAUGGUGCUAAAUCCGACGAGAAGUCUCCAUUUGCUUCCAAAGAAGUUUCGCGGCCGCAAUCCGUUGCGGAGAGCGCCAAAGAUGAGGCUGAGAAGCCGGAGAGCCGACGAGAAUCGGUGGCAGAGAGCGGAAAGCCAGAUAGCGCCAAGGACGAAAAAUCUGCUCCCGCCUCCCAAGAAGCUUCCCGACCAGUCUCAGUGACGGGAAGUAUUCACGCGGAAGUCGACAAGUCCAAGGAACCUUCCCGACGGGAAUCCGUAGCCGAGAGCCAUAAGGAUGAAAAGUCUGAACCGGCUUCCAAAGAUGCUUCGCGUCCCGAAUCCUCUCAAGAGCAUGUCCUAGAUGAAGCGGAGAAACCGGAAAGCCGCCGGGAAUCUAUUGCGGAGAGCAUUAAACCCGAAAGUGCAAAGGACGAAAAAUCUCCUCUGGCCUCGAAGGAAGCUUCCAGACCAGAAUCUGUGGCAGAGAGCACAAAAGACGAGGCAGACAAGUCCAAGGAGCCGUCCCGUCGGGAAUCCAUUGCAGAAAGCGUCAAGGCCGAGAGCACGAAAGAUGACAAGUUAUCACUGGCCUCCAAGGAAGGGUCCCGUCCAGAGUCAGUCGCUGAAAGCCUCAAGGAUCAAGCUGAAAAGGCGGAUAGCCGCAGGGAAUCUGUGGCCGAAAGCGUGAAGCCAGAGAGUGCAAAGGACGAAACGUCUGCUCUUCCUUCGAAGGAACCUUCUCGACCAGAGUCCGUUGUAGAAAGUGUCAAGGAUGAAGGCGACGAGACCGCAAGUCGCCGGGAGUCUGUGGCCGAAAGCAUCAAGCCGGAAAGUGAGAAGGACAAGAAGUCCCCACUGGCCUCUAAGGAAGCCUCUAGGCCGGAAUCCGUUGCAGAAAGCGUCAAGGAUGAGGCUGAAAAGUCUAUUGAACCAUCCCGACCAGAAUCUGUUGCAGAGAGCGUCAGCGAUGGGGCUGAAAAGUCUAAGGAACCAUCCCGAGCGGCAUCUGUGGCAGAAAGCGCGAAGGCAGAGAGCACGAAGGAUGAGAAGUCCGCCCAAGCCUCCAAGGAAGUUUCUCGACCAGGAUCAGUGACAGAAAGUGUUAAGGACGAGGCUGAAAAGUCUAAGGAACCAUCUCGACGUGAAUCCGUAGCUGAAAGUACCAAGGAGUCCAAGUCUCCGCUUGCUUCGAAGGAAGUCUCAAGACCCGGAUCGGUUGUCGAGAGUGUCAAGGACGAAGCUGAAAAGCCGGAAAGUCGCCGAGAGUCUGUGGUCGAGAGCAUCAAGGCCGAGAGUACAAAGGAUGAAAAGUCUCCACUCGCCUCGAAAGAAGUUUCCCGGCCAGAAUCGGUGGUGGAGAGCCUCAAGGAUGAGGCGGUCAAGUCUAAGGAGGAAUCUCGGCGUGAAUCCGUGGCUGAAAGCCUUAAGGCCGACAUUGCCAAGGACGAAAAGUCCCCUCUUUCCUCCAAGGAUGUUUCGCGACCAGAAUCGGUUGCCGAAAGUGUAAAGGACGAUGUCGCCAAGUCCGCAGAGCCAUCGCGACCAGGGUCCGCGGCGGAAAUAAUGAAGACGGAAGUCGGCAAGGUCGACCAGUCGCCCGUUGCCUCUAGGGAUGUGUCCAGACCAGAUUCAGUGGCGGAAAGCGACAAGGAUGAUACUGACAAGCCUGAAUCUGUGGUGGAAAGUGUCAAACCAGUUGCCGAUGACAAAACUCCUGCAGCAUCAAAAGAAGUUUCACGACCAGCGUCUGCUAUCGAGAGCGAGAAAGAUGCGGCUGAAAAGGAAAAAAGCCGGCGUGAAUCAGUUGAAAGUACAAAGCCAGAGAGCAUUACUGCCGGAAAAUCACCAGUUCCCUCAAAGGAGUUUUCUAGGCCGGAAUCUGUGGUGGAAAGCGUCAUAGAUGAAUCCGAAAAGCCUGAGAGCCGCCGCGAAUCAGUUGCUGAAUCAGUCAGCGUUAAGCCAGAUAGCUCCAAGGAACCAUCCCGACCAGAAUCGAAGGUGGAAAGCGUUAAAGACGAGUCUGACAAAUCGAAGAGUCCAUCCCGGCGAGAAUCUGUGGGAGAAAGUGUAAGGGCCGAGAGUGUAAAGGACGAUAAAUCUGCAUUGGCCUCAAAAGAAGUUUCUAGGCCCGAAUCCGUGGCGGAAGAUGUUAAAGACGACGUUGACAAGUCCAAGGAGCCAUCUCGACGACAGUCGGUGGCAGAAAGCAUGAAAGAUGACGCUGAACAGUCGAAGGAGACCUCUCGUCCCGAAAGCGCCAAGGGAGGAAUUGCCCUGGGCGAAAAGUCUCCAUUGGCAUCCCAGGAAGCCUCCAGACCAGUAUCCGUGGCAGAAAGUGUCAAGGAUGAGGCUGACAAGUCGAAGGAGCCAUCUAGGCCGGAGUCGGUCGCGCAAAGCAUUAAGGCGGAGAGUACUCAGGACGAGAAAUCGCCGCUGGCCUCCAAGGAAGCUUCUAGGCCGGAAUCAGUUACAGAAAGUGUAUUAGAUGAAGCUGAGAAAUCCAAGGAAGAAGAUCGGCGAGAGUCGGUGGCCGAAAGCGUUAAGGCGGAGAGCAGCAAGGAUGACAAAUCUAUUCCGGCCUCCAAGGAACCAUCUAGACCAGAGUCCGUUGUGGAAAGCGUAAAGGACGGAGCAGAAAGUCGUCGCGAAUCUGUGGCCGAUUCACUGGGAAAAGCCACGGACGAGAAGUCUGCGGCAGCUUCGAAGGAAGUUUCUCGGCCGGCGUCAGUGGCGGAGAGUGCUUGGGACGAGGCGGACAAGUCGAAGGAGCUAUCCCGUCGAGAAUCUGUAACCGAAAGCGUCAAAGCGGAGAGCAUUAAGGAUGACAAAUCCCCUCUGGCUUCCAAGGAAGCAUCUGAACCAGGAUCCAUGGUAAAAAGCGUUAAGGACGAAGCUGAAAAGCCAGAAAGUCGACGCGAAUCCGUGGCCAGGAGUGCCACACCGGAAAAAGCCCAAGACGAGAAGUCGGCAGCAGCUUCAAAGGAAGCUUCGCGGCCGGAAUCUGUGGCAGAGAGUGUGAAAGACGAGGCUGAUAAAUCCAAAGAGCCAUCCCGACGGGAGUCAGUCGCAGAAAGCGUUAAACCAGAUAGUUUAAAGGAUGAAAAGUCUCCACUGGCUUCUAAGGAAGCUUCCCGGCCAGAAUCUGUGGUAGGAAGUGUGAAAGAUGAGGCCGAAAAAUCAAAGGAGCCAUCUAGAAGGGAAUCCAUCACUGAGAGUCUCAAAGCGGAAAGUGUCCUGGACGAGAAAUCUCUUUCGGCCUCCGUUGUUGAAAGCGUAAAGGAUGAAGCCGAAAAACCAGAAACCCGCCGGGAAUCGGUCGCUGAAAUCAUCAAGGGCUCCAGUGCUAAAGACGAGAAGUCUCCUCUAGCUUCGAAGGAAGGGUCCAGGCCAGGUUCCGUGGCAGACAGUGUUAAGGAUGAGCUUGAAAAGCCCGAGAGCAGCAAGGAUGACAAGUCAAAGGAGCCCUCUCCCCGCGAAUCGCUGGUUGAACCGGCUGCUGUCAUUUCGAAGGAGUCUUCGCCCAGGCCAACAUCUGUGGCCAGUGACCAUGAAGCUGCCGUCGCUGCUGAGCUCGAGUCCAAGCUUUCCAUCUCCCCCAAAGACGCAUCGCGGCCAGAGUCCGUUGGCGAAACUGCUUCCUCGCCCAUCGAGGAAGCGGCCAUGGAGUUCUCGGAAAUUGAGGUCGUGAAGAGGGCUAGCCUUGCUCUUAAUCUGCAAGCGGGCUCUGGAGGAAAAAUGCCAACGGACUCGAGUCCCGUUGACGUGGCGGAGGGCGACUUUUCCCAUGUCGUCGCUUCUUCCUCUUCCGUCUCAGCCACACUUACCAAACCAGCAGAGCUCUCGCAGGUUGGUGCUGCUGUGACGGUCUCUUCUCCUGUGGACGAGGCUCCCAGAUCUCCCUCUGCUCCGGAGCAAGUAUCCCGACCAGAUUCUCCGGCCGAAUGUGCCAGUGCAGAGAGCGCCAAGGAUGACAAGUCGCCACUCGCUUCGAAGGAACCCUCGAGGGCCGCAUCAGUUGCAGAAAGUCACAAGGAUGAUGCUGAGGUUGAAAAACCAACAGAGGUGAAGGAUGUCAAAUCUCCAGUUGCCUCCAAGGAAACUUCUCGCCCGGCUUCAGCGGCAGAGACUGCAUCUUCGCCGAUAGAGGAAGCUCCCAAAGAGUUUGCCGAAUUUGUGCUGCCAUUAAGUAGUGACCUAAAGGGUGAUCUUCCGACUCUAUCGAGCCCUGUAGAUGUAGCCCAUGGUGACUUCCCCCAGACAGCAACACCCACAAGUUCUCCCAAUUUAGCCCAGCCAGCUGAACUCUCUAAAGUGGACAUUGAGAAGACAGCAUCAAGUCCGGUAGACGAGGCUCCCAAAUCCCUUAUUGGAUCUCCGGUAGAAGAGCGCCCUGAAUCUCCUGCUGAAAGUGCCAAUAAUGAAGUUGAGAAACCUGUUUCUUUAAUCGCCUCGAAAGAGGCGUCUCGUCGUGAAUCCAUCGCCGAAAGUACAAAGGCAGACAGUGUUCAGCAUGAGAAGUCCGCACCCGCUUCUCAGGAGGUCUCUAAAGAAGCGUCCCGACAAGGAUCGAUAGUGGAAGGCAUUAAAGAUGGGGACGAAAAAUCCACAGACAGGUCGCGUCCACCAUCUGUAGCUGAAAGCAUUAAGGCAGAGAGCACUAAGGACGAUAAGUCGCCUUUUGCAGCGAAGGACAUUUCCCGGCCUGGAUCGGUGGUAGAAAGUCUCAAGGACGAUGCUGAUAAAUCGAAGGAACCAUCGCGUCCACCAUCCGUUACAGAAAGCACUAAGGAGGCUGAAAGCCGUAGGGAAUCUGUUGCUAAGGCAGAUGACAAGCCAUCACUUGACUUAAAAUCAGAAGACAUUGUGGAAGCUGUGGCUGAUAAAUCCAAGGAGCCGUCUCGACGAGAGUCCUUAGCAGGAAGCGUCAAACCGGAAAGCCCUAAGGAGGAGAAAUCCCCGCUGGCAUCAAAGGAAGUCUCUCGACCUGGAUCCGUUGUGGAGAGCAUUAAAGAUGAUGCUGAGAAGCCUGCAAGCCGUCCAGAAUCGGUCGUCGACAGUACAAAGCCAGAAACCAAGGAUGACAAGUCCCCGACUCCGCCAGGCUCAAAGGAUGGGUCCCGUCCAGACUCGGUGGUGGAAAGCGUUGCAGCUGAAACUGAGAAGCCCAAGGAACCAUCACGGCGAGAGUCUAUAGUGGAAAGCGUCAAGGCAGAUAGCACCAAAGACGAAAAAUCUCCGGAGGCAUCAAAGGAUGCCUCCCGACCAGCAUCUGCCAUUGAAAGUCUCAAGGAUGAGGAUGAAAAACCGGAAAGCCGACGAGAAUCGAUCGCAGGCAGCCUUAAAGCAAGCAGUACCAAGGACGAUAAGUCCCCUUUGGCCUCCGAGGUAGCUUCAAGGCCGGAAUCAGUUGUGGAGAGCCUCAAGGAUGAAACUGAGAAAGCCGAAAGCCGUCGGGAAUCCGUUGCCGAAAGCAUUAAGCCAGAAAGCGCCAAGGACGAGAAAUCUCCUCUCGCCUCAAAAGAGGCCUCCCGCCCAGAAUCCGUAGUGGAAAGUGUCAAGGAUGAUGCAGAAAAAUCCAAGGAUCCUUCGCGACCCGAAUCCGAAGCGGAGAGCACUAAGCUUGAAAGUUCAAAGGACGAAAUGUCGCCACUGGCUUCCCGGCCAGAAUCGGUGGUGCAGAGCAUCAAGGACGAAACUGAGAAGCCUGAAAGCUGUCGGGACUCAGUUGCCGAGAGUGUUAGGCAAGAGAGUGCUUUGGACGACAAGUCGCCCCUGGCUUUGAAGGAGGCCUCACUCCCAGAAUCUGUUGUGGAUAGUGUAAAAGAUGACGCAGAGAAGUCCAAAGAAGCUUCACGACGAGAUUCCAUCGCAGAAAGCACGAAAGCGGAGAGCACAAAGGAUGAAAAGUCACCUCUUGCUUCGAAAGAAGUUUCACGACCUGGAUCCGUCGUAGAAAGCAUUAGGGACGAAGCCGAAAAAGCUGAAAGUCGUCGUGAAUCCGUCGCAGAAAGCGUGAAGCCAGAAAGUGCAAGGGGCGAAACGUCCACUCUUCCCUCGAAGGAACCUUCUCGACCAGAGUCCGUUGUGGAAAGCGUCAAGGAUGAAGGCGACAAGAUUGCAAGUCGCCGGGAGUCUGUAGCCGAAAGCAUCAAGCCGGAAAGUGAGAAAGACAAGAAGUCCCCACUGGCCUCUAAGGAAGCCUCUAGGCCGGAAUCCGUUGCAGAAAGCGUCAAGGAUGAGGCUGAAAAGUCUAUUGAACCAUCCCGACCAGAAUCUGUUGCAGAGAGCGUCAGCGAUGGGGCUGAAAAGUCUAAGGAGCCAUCCCGAGCGGCAUCUGUGGCAGAAAGCGCGAAGGCAGAGAGCACGAAGGAUGAGAAGUCCGCCCAAGCCUCCAAGGAAGUUUCUCGACCAGGAUCAGUGAUAGAAAGUGUUAAGGACGAGGCUGAAAAGUCUAAGGAACCAUCUCGACGUGAAUCCGUAGCUGAAAGUACCAAGGAGUCCAAGUCUCCGCUUGCUUCGAAGGAAGUCUCAAGACCCGGAUCGGUUGUCGAGAGUGUCAAGGACGAAGCUGAAAAGCCGGAAAGUCGUCGGGAGUCGGUGGUCGAGAGCAUCAAGGCCGAGAGUGCCAAGGAUGAAAAGUCUCCUCUCGCUUCGAAUGAGGCUUCCCGGCCAGAAUCAGUGACAGGAAGUGUGAAAGAUGAGGCUGCCAAGUCGAAGGAAGUCUCUCGUCCCGAAUCCGUUGCAGAAAGCGCCAAGGGAGAAAUUGCCCUGGGUGAAAAGUCUCCAUUAGCAUCCCAGGAAGUCUCCAGACCAGUAUCCGUGGCAGAGAGUGUCAAGGAUGAGGCUGACAAGUCGAUGGAGCCAUCUAGGCCAGAGUCGGUGGCGCAAAGUAUUAAGGCGGAGAGUACUAAGGACGAGAAAUCGCCGCUGGCCUCCAAGGAAGCUUCUAGGCCGGAAUCAGUUACAGAAAGUGUAUUAGAUGAAGCUGAGAAAUCCAAGGAAGAAGAUCGGCGAGAGUCGGUGGCCGAAAGCGUUAAGGCGGAGAGCAGCAAGGAUGACAAAUCUAUUCCGGCCUCCAAGGAACCAUCUAGACCGGAAUCCGUGGUAGAAAGCGUUAAGGACGAAGCGGAGAAGUCGGAAAGCCGACGUGAGUCAAUUGCAGAAAGUGUGAAACCAGACGCCUCCCGACCAGCUUCGGUGGUGGAGGACGUGACCAAGACCGACAGCUUACCUGAUGAUAAAUCAAAGGAAGCAUCGCGUCCCGAGUCCGUGGCUGAGAGUAUUCAGGCACCGAGUAAAACGUGUGAUUCGCCACCGGCCUCAUCCAAGGACCCAUCUCGUCCAGUAUCAGUCGCAGACAGCGUCGCCAUCGACAAAACGCAGGAAGCAUCCCGACGCGACUCAGUGGCCGAGAGCGUGGCGGCAGUGAGCGUCAAGGACGAGAAGUCAUCGAUUCCAUCGCGGCCAGAGUCGGUGGCCGACAAUUCCCCAGCUGCUUCUAAGGAAGCCUCUCGCCCUGCGUCGGUGGCGGAGACCGCUUCCUCUCCCAUUGAAGAAGGUCCACGAUCCAUCGCUGACCUUAGUCUGCCCCUGAUCCAGACGACAUCCGUGGCCAAGGGCAAGCUACCAACUCUCUCGAGUCCCGUCGAUGUGGCUGAAGGAGACUUUUCGAAGGUAGAAGGUGGGCCAUCCUCAGCUCUUCCAGCUGCACUUACCAAGCCAGCGGAGCUCUCCCAGUCAGAUACGGCGCACACAGCCUCCAGUCCCGUGGACGAGGCCUCUUCAGUCCUAGAGGCCAUCCAGCUAGCUGAAGACCAUAAAACUCUUGGCGCAGGAGUCUCUAAGGAGACACCUGAGGCAGACCUACUGGGUCUGAAGGAAACCGCAUCAGAGACAGUGACAGAGACCGUAACCAAGCAGUCGGAAGCAUCGUUGUUCGAAACUAUUUCCUCCAAAGUAGAGGAGAAGGUGGAGACCUCGGUGAAGCAGGUUGGGGAGAAGGUCGAGAGUUCAGUGAAGCAGGUGGAAGAGAAGGUCGAGAGCUCAGUAAGGCAGGUGGAGGAGAAGGUCGAGAGUUCCGUAAAGCAGGUGGAGACCACUGUGGCCGAGACUCUGGAGCAGGUGAGCAAGGAGAGCACCGAGCAACUGACCCAGAUAAAAUCUGUGUUGGACACCAAGAUUAGCAGCGUCACCAGCCUACUGAGCUCGGCAGUGGAGACCGUUGAGAAGAAAGUGCAGGAGGUCACCGAGAAAGUUAGCGAGAAGGCAACUGAAGAGGUUUCCGAGCAAGUCACCAAAGUAACUGAAAUCUCCACGGAGAGUGUUCAGGAUAAGACAGGCCUGGACCUGGGCACGUUCUCGGAGCUGCGGGAAACGCACAUCACCACCGUAGGCUCGCCCGAGUUCACGGUUACGAUUUGCGAGCGGGAGGAGCCCGUGCUGCACGACAUCAAGGAGGAGGACGAGGAGCAUCGGUUCUCUCCCCCCAGCGAUGGCGACAAGCCAGGAAUCCUGCCGCCCCAGCCGAUACGACCACUGUCGCCGCGCGAGGAGGAAGUGGCCAAAAUCGUUGCCGACGUGGCCAAGGUACUCAAAUCCGACAAGGACAUCACCGACAUCAUCCCCGACUUUGACGAACGCCAGCUGGAGGAGAAGCUGAAGUCUACCACAGACACCGAGGAGGAGUCCGACAAAAGUGCCAGGGACGAGAAGUCGCUGGAAAUAAGCGUCAAAGUCGAUAUCGAGUCCGAGAAGUCAUCGCCAGACCAGAAGUCCGGCCCAAUCUCCAUCGAGGAGAAAGAUAAAAUUGAGCAGUCCGAGAAGGCUCAACUGCGCCAGGGAGCAGCGGCUGUCAGUCGCCCGGAGUCGGUUGCCAGCCAGGUGGAGUCGGUGCCCUCCCGUCCGGAGUCAGCGGCCAGCCAUGAGCCGAAGCAGUCAGACAUCCUGGCCAAGGAACCCUCAUCCCCCGCUCCCAGCAAGGGGGAGUCCAGACGAGAGUCAGUGCUCUCUGAGAGCCUCCAGGGUGAAAAGGCCUCACGCCCCGAGUCCGUUGCCAGCCAGGUAAGCGACAAGGACGUGAAGAUCUCACGACCAGCAUCCAGCACCAGCCAGUUUAGUACCAAAGAUGGCGACGAGGAGACGACGGAGUCACUGCUCCACUCCCUAACCACCACUGAGACCGUCGAGAGCAAGCAGGUGGAGGAGAAGUCAAGUGUGGAGGUUGUGUCCACUUCCGUCAGCAAGUCUACAGUCCUCUCCAGUCAGUCGGUCCAGCUGCGAGAAGAGUCCACCAGCGACUCGCUGAGCAGCAGCCUCAAGGUGGAGGACAGCUCCCGCCGCGAGUCGCUCUCCAGUCUGCUGGCGGAGAAGGGAAGCACCACAACCGGCCCCAGUCUAAAGGAGGACACCAGCACCUCCGCCUCGCAGCUGGAGGAGCUGCUGGUGCAGUCGGAGGAAUGCUCGUCGGAGUCAAUUGUCAGUGAGAUCCAGACCAGCACCACACUGAAGUCGGUCAAGGAAACCAAGGAUACUAAGGAAACCAAGGAGACCAAGGAGACCAGCAGCACCAGCACCAGCAGUGCCACGAAAGAUGACAGCCUCAAGGAGACCGUGGCCGAGUUCCUGGCCACCGAGAAGAUCGUCUCCGCAAAGGAGUCAUUUAGCACUGAGGCCGCCAAGUCGGCCGAAGAGAGCCUGAAGAAGGCAACCGCCAGCAGCGUCUCCAGCUCCAGCACCACCGCCUCCCAGCGGGCGCUCUUCGUGGGCACGGACGAAUCCCGACGUGAGUCCCUGCUGAGCCAGGCCAGCGAGGGCCGCCUGACCCACAGUGAUCCCGAAGAUGAGGAGCCCGAUGACGAUGAGGACGAGCGCGCCAGUGUGAAGGAGAGCCGCUCCAAGUCCAUUGCCACCAUCAUGAUGACUAGCAUCUACAAGCCUUCCGAGGAUAUUGAGUCAAUUGACACGCUCGCCGAGGAGGAGCACGAGCACGUGGAGCAGCUGGAGCACGAGACCACCUCCGCUUUGACCUCCACUUCGACCACCACCACCAGCAAGACCACAACUCUACUGCAAUCCAGCGAACAAAGCAGCAGCACAACCACCAGCUCCAAGACCUCUGCUUCUAAGGUGGAGUCCAUCACGCUCACCCAGAUAGACCAGCAGUCUGGCCAGGAUCAGGCGCAAUUCCAGGCUGACCGCAAGACUCCACCAACGGCGCCCGUCAGUCCCAGCGUCAAGCCGUUCAGCUCGACCGGAUCUGCUGGCUCUGGAGCCGCUGCUGGACCCGGAGCUGCUGGCGGAAAAAGCGAGUCCAGUGCCGCCAGCGUUGUCUCCUCUUCGGGACCGCUAUCGCCCAAGGACAUCAGCGGCAAGUCCAGUCCCGGGGCCCUCACCUCCGAGAGCCAGUCUAUUCCCACUCCGCUGGGCCGGGAGUCGCACACGGAGACCCCGGAGUCCUCGCCCAAGCCCACGUCGCCUUUCCCACGCGUCACCAAGGACGAGCUCAAGUCUUUGGAAAUGCAGCAGCACGAACAGGAGCAGAUGCUGGCAGGAGCAGCUGCUGCCGCCCGCGCUGAGUGUGAGCCGGAUCUUCCCGAACUCCACGAGCUGCGUGGACUCGAGUGCACCACUGCCCUUAGCGGCAGCACAGACAAGAUAAUCACCACCACCAUCACCACGGUCACCAAAGUGAUCUCGGCGGACGGCAAGGAAAUCGUGACCGAGCAGAAGACGGUGACCACCACGGACAGCUCGGAGCCAGAUAGCGAAAAAGUGGUGGUGACCACCACGCGCACCACCAGCGAAAGCGAACGCGAUCAGCUGCUACCCAAGGAAGUGUCACUGCUGCGUGACGACGACGAGGACCUGCUGCUCGGAUCCCCGCGCAGCACCGCCAGCUACGAACUGCAGCACUCCAGCUCCGGCGUGAGCAAGCGCUCCGACCUGGACGCCGACGGCGACGAGAGCCAGGACGACAUUCCUCCGCAGUAUGGCAGCGAGGAGCACUCGUCGGCGCUCCCGAUCUUGCUGCCCCGCACGGCCGACCCCAUGGCCACCUCCUUCUACGGUGCCCUGCCCGAUAGCUUUGGCGCCGACGUUUCGAUAAAGCCCAGCACCGAGCCAAUCCCGAUCCAGGGCGUCCCGUCCGGCGACAGCCAGGCGUCGGAGAGCGUGGAGAGCAGCAGCCAGACCUGGGCGGGACACAAGUUCCUUGACCAGGCGGACAAGGACUUCCAGCGCGCGCUCGAAGAGCACGUGCAGGCGCGCGGCGCCGAGGUUAUGUCUUCCGUCACCGCCAAGUACUCGUACUCGCCCUCCAGGGCCGAGGAGAUGGAGCAGAUCGUUACCAGCACUGCAGAACGGCAGCGCUUCCCGCUGAGCGAUGUACAGCGCUCCCGCGUGGCGGAUAGCGGUUUCGCCACCGUGGGCAGUGUGUCCUUCCAGCCGCAGCAGGAGGAGGCCGUCACCACCACCACCCCUACCACAGCAUCAGCAAGCGUCACAACCACAACGAGUUCCACUGGAGCCCUGCCCAAGGACCGUCUAGAGGAGUGGGGCAAGCCCCUGGGCCUGCCGUCGCCAGCACCGCUGCCCGUGGAGGGUGGGGCUGAUAUUCGCACCACGCCCAAGAAGGAGCGCCGCCUGGUAGCCACCAAGACGCGACUGAACAACGAGAAGAACCUGCGCAAGCGCAGCGAAUCGCCCAACAAGGCGGGCAAGAAGCCGGCACCCGUCUACGUGGACCUCACAUAUGUGCCGCACAACGGCAACUCCUACUACGCCCAUGUGGACUUCUUCAAGCGGGUGCGAGCCCGCUACUACGUCUUCUCCGGCACGGAGCCCAGUCGCCAGGUGUACGAUGCGCUGCUAGAGGCCAAACAGACAUGGGAGGACAAGGAGUUGGAGGUCACCAUCAUACCCACGUACGACACCGACGUGCUGGGCUACUGGGUGGCCGAAAACGAGGAGCUGCUAGCCAAGCACCGCAUCGACCUCUCGCCCUCCGCCUCUCGCUGCACCAUCAACCUGCAGGACCACGAGACCUCGUGCUCCGCCUACCGUCUGGAAUUCUAGGCCACGGGCUUAUUUAUUGCAUUCGACGAUGACUAGGCCAACCCACAACGCACCCAACCAGCGAAGCAGACAAUGACGACGACGGAGAUGGAGAUGAGGAUGAGGACGAGGACGAGGAGAGCACUGCCAGGGGAUCGAGUCCAUGUAUGGCUUGCAAAGUGCUUGGACUCGAGCUCUGGCAAUCAGGACUGGGACUAGGACAAGCACCACGACGACGACGACGAUCACAGCAACAGGACGAGGAGGAGGAUCAGGCAGACGAUACAGAUGAUGAAAAGGACAAUGCAAUAUGGCAAGUUUCGUGCGCAAGCAGCCGCAGGAAACGGAAAUGAGGCGGACGCAGGCUGAUAUGGCGGAGUACGGGUCACGCGAAUGACGCCAUUUUGUUCAGCAAUGCCGUCUAUUGAGCUUUCGCCGACUUAUUUCUGCCAAACAAAGCUACGUAAUUAAUUGAUAUUUAGUUUAAAGAGAUUAAUUACCAAACGAUGCAACGCAAUGCAGAUCCUCAGUGGAUAGACGAGUCGAGAGGCAGACACUUAUUUGUUGCUUUCCUUGAAUAACGUCAAGCUACCUUGCCUAGUAAUCCAAAGAUCAAAAUAGUUUUCAAAACCGCAUAGCUAAAAUAUACAAAGGACGAAGAAACAAAAACCAAAAAACCUAAAAACUAAAAACUAAAAAACCAAAAAACCGAAAACUUUAAAACCAAAAACUAACAAACUAAAAGCUAAAAAACGAAAAAGACGAAGAAGAGGUGAGGAAAAAACAAAGAUGAAGUAAGAAAGACACACACUCUAUAUAUAAAGAAAUUAGUAUUCAUGUUUAAAAUGUAUUAGUCGAAACUUUUGCGAACCAGUCCUAUGGUAUUCGAGUUUUAAAGCGAGCAUUAGCUGCAAGUGUAUAACCCGCAAAGUCAGAGCGCUAUGUAGCCGUAGGAUAAUAAGCGAUCAUAACACAGAACGAGGAGCAGAGAUCGGGGAUCUGAACUUAAUCAAACGUUGAGGGCUAGCAAGCGAUUACAAUUACGAUUUACGAUUUACCAUACCCAAUUGAUUGUACAACUCAAGCCCCGAGGCGUUUCCGUAGUCCAUUUCCACCGCUUUGUUUCGUUCCUUUUUGUUAUUUUGCGUUUGGUUUCGUUGUUCCAGCAGGCAGCCGCAGAAAGACUUAAACCCAAGAAGCUAUAGCAACCGAUAUACGUACACUUCCACUUCCACAAAGGGGGCUAAUGGAGGAGCAGAGUGGGGCACUGAGAACCGGGAUGGUGAGGCGAUGUAGCUAGGAACUGAGAUUACCGAGUAACGACUCGACGCUGUUGCUGAAGGAUCGAAGAGGGAGGCAAGAUGAGGCACGUCUAGAGAACGGACGGCAAGACGACGAACGCAGGACGAAGACGACGAUGACGACAAAGUCAAUGCUGAUGUUACUAUAUAAGGAUUACAAGGGUCUGAGUGGGCUAAGCUGGCAGGGGUUGGGGAUACUGACGGGAGGAGGCCUAGGUUGGGUGGGUUGGGGUUGGUUUAGGUGGGGGUCAGGGUGGAGUGAGGAGUGAGAAGUGAAACAGCUAUUGUGAGACACAAACGAUAACGAGCAGGAGGUCGAUAACUAAAUACGAUAAAUAUGGAGUACACAAAGUGAAUGAAGGUUAUUUUUCUAUAUUUUUUUUACUUUUUCAUAGUCAUAGAAUAACAAAUUUGCAAACAAACGAGCAGGACAAAAUGCAGCAGGAGCAGCGGCAAGACGAGAGCGAAAGCGAGACGUGAACCAGGCACACAGGCAAUUUUAACCAAAUCAACGUAACCAGUAACCAGUAACCAGUUACAAGUUAGCAGUAACCGCAGAGGCGGAUCAAGCAGGAAUCAAUUCGAGGCCACAGCAAAAACAGUCCAAAAGAGCCAGUUAUACUUAAAAAUUAAAGGCUCGGGCGGUGCGAUGCGCUGCCCGAGACAGACUUUUUAGGCUACGCGUAUAUUUUUGAGUUGCUUUUUAUAUACAACAGCAACAGGUCUGCGGCGUGCAACAUGCAACGUGCAACGUGCACCGUGCCACAGGCAGGCAGCAACAGAACAGACAGCAGUCACUGGCAACCGUCCAGUCUACAACCGUUUGAUAAGCAACCAGCGAAAUUUAAGCAAAAUUAUACACACGUAGGGCUAAGAGGGGCGGGGAUACGACACUCGGGGAUGCGGCGGUCCAGGGGCUCCAAGGUCCAGGUGCCGAUCCAAGUCCCCUUUCGCUUCCGAUCCCGAUCCCGAUCCCGAUCUGCGUUCCCCGUCCGACCAGCACAGGCGAUUGGGACACUGAAUACCGAUCGCUACCGAGCGUCUUUCGAUUAUUGAGUAGCACUGCAGUCUCCGCUUCGAGGAUUUUAAAUUUAUAACCGAAAACAAAAAGCAAAGAUCAAGUUUAUUACAAAUAUUAAUUAUUUUCCAAAUUCGUGCGCUAAGCGAAACAAAACAUAAACGAAAACUAAAACUAAAACCUAAACCAAAACCGAGAAGGUAAAGAUAAAGAAUACUCACACAUGAACUAUAUACACUAUAUAUAUAUAUGUACUUGAGUGUAUUGAUGUUGCUUAAAACGAAAAACCCAAAGAAGAACUCUUCUCCCAGUCAGAAGACAUUUUUGCCUUUCACGAAACGAAUUUCCCCUAAGAUAUGAAGUUAUGAGAACUUGUUAACUUUGCCCCAGUUUGUUUGCCACCUGAGUUUCGUUGAGACCAGAUCGAUCAGAUCGGACUACACACACGACACACUGCACACUACACAGGACACACUACACACUAUACAACACACCACUAACCACACCACACCACACCACACCACACCACACCACACCACACCACACCACACCACACGCACAUGUAUCCAUUGCCUUAUAUCCAGAGAACAAACAGAUAUCUGCAUCAUACCUUAAACUAGUCUAAGAAUCAAAUACGAUACGUACGACCUAUGAGCGUUUGUUGAAUUUGCUUUUACUUUUUAGCAGCUUCGAUUUAAAUCAAAUAUACAUACUAACCGCACACACCCCCGCACACACGCCCUGCCCCACCCGAGUGGCGUGCGCUGUGUGUGGGGUCGGUGUGUGCUCUAUAUAAUCAUUAGUGAGCAGUGCAUGCAGCAGGCAAAGUUGUUACAAACAAGAGCCGGGCGAGCGGAGUCGCUGACUGGCGACGGAGAUGGGAUGACCGCCAGACUAGCCAUGGCUAGGCGGGGGCAGGGAGAGAGCGAGCCAGCACAAAGAUCCGAUAGAGGGCAGAGGUUACCGCGAAGAAUAUAUAUGUAUUACAUUUUACGAAACGUCAAGCUUAUCUCAAGAACUAUUUCCAAAACAAAAUCUGAAAUUAUAAUAAACGUAUUUAUGUGAA